AUGACUACUGUUGUUGUCAUCUUGUCUACCGUCAAUGCAACCAUUGGUGGAUGGGAAUGGGAGCCAAUAAAGAACUUGAAGGAUGAGCACGUCCAAGAGAUUGCCGAGUACGCAGUGCAGGCUUACAAUAUGAUAUCUAAUUCUUUCCCGAUACAACUCGUGAAAGUUGAGAAAGGAAAAAUCCGAUAUGCAGGUGGCACGAACUACAAGCUCGUCGUGGCUGCGGUUGUACCGGAAACGGGAAACAUGGUAAAACUAUACGAAACCAUUGUUCGCGAGAAUAUUUUUAAUGCAAAGAAAGUUGUAUAUUUCAGACAGUUGUUCAAAUCAGCACCGACCAUUAAAAAUUAG
Messenger RNA from Linum tenue, 351 nucleotides. The record is from the annotation of a GenBank genome assembly. Lineage: Eukaryota; Viridiplantae; Streptophyta; Magnoliopsida; Malpighiales; Linaceae.